CCUCCUAAAAACGCUCCCCCACUUUAUCCACUAAUUUUUUUUUAUCCCUUCCUUCUUCCUCUCUAAUCCUCCCAAUAAUCUUAAAUAUAAAUACUCCCACACCUCCAGAAACCAGUCCAGAUCCCAAUUCGCCAUUUCCCUCUGUUCUUCCUUCCUUCUUAUCUCUUUCUCCUUCCCCCCAAUAAAAAAGAACGGGUUUGGGUUAUGUCUAGAAUGUGGAGAUGGAAGAAGCUCAAGGACACCGGCACCACACUCUUCCUCCUCUCUCCUUCCCCCCGCUCAUCCCGCCCUCCGAUCGCCGCCUUCCGCCUUCUUUCCUCUUCUUCUCCGGCGGCCCGGUGCUUCCGAUUCUCCCCAACCACCACGCAUUUGAACUUCAUCAACAGGUACCGUCGCCGGGAGUCGCUCCCCGGGGUUCAGGAGCGGUUCAAAUGGGACGGCGGCGAGGGUGGUGGAACAACUGGUGGCGGUAAUAAUUCGAUUGAUGGUGGUGAUAAUAACAGUAUCAGGCAGAUUAAGGCGGAGGCUAAUUGCCCUCGUUGUUCCAAGCACAUGGAUCUUCUCUUCUCGAACAAUCACGGUCGGGGUCUUAACCAUCCGCAUCAUAAUCCCAAUCUCUCCCCUCCUUCCGAUCCUUCUUCUUCUUCUUCUAAUCAGAGCGGUAAUGGCGGCGGAGGGGAUGUGUUACAAGCUGUGAAUUACUGCCCCAAUUGCAAAACUGCUUACUACUUUCGCCCUUACAGCAAUGCUCCGCUACAGGGGAGCUUCUUUGAGAUUGGGAGGAUCAGCAAUGGUAAGUUGAGGAAUAAGUACAAUUCCGCCAAACAUUCCAAUAAUAGUGGUGAGGGGCAGGAUUCUUCGUCUUCCGGGGAUUCGGUGACUGCUUCCAAUAGCAGCAUCAACAAGAGGCUGAGGGCUUCAUUCUGGCAGACUCUCCGGUUGUAUGCGGGUGACCCACCUGAAAACUGGCCGCCGUUGCCUUCUUCUGCCCCCCCGCCGCCGCCGGCGAAUGGGCUGGCUGUGCAUACUCCCCCUGGUCCACCAUUUGCACCAGGUGUUAAUGUUGUCAGGGCAGCUGGCGGAGGAUCGAAUGGUGAUUCUGUGGAGGGAGAAAAGAGUGGUAGAUGGGGUGGGGCUAAUCUAGGGAAGGACUUACCAACUCCGAAAGAGAUCUGUAAGGGUCUUGACAAGUUUGUUAUUGGACAAGACAGGGCCAAAAAGGUGCUCUCCGUUGCUGUGUACAAUCACUAUAAGAGGAUUUAUCAUGCCUCUCAAAAAGGGUCAGGAGAAGAAUCUUCGAGUCCUAAUGCAAUUGAUGAUGACGAUAAUGUAGAGUUAGAAAAGAGCAAUGUUCUCUUGAUGGGUCCGACUGGCUCUGGAAAGACGUUGCUAGCAAAGACACUUGCACGAUUUGUGAAUGUGCCAUUUGUCAUUGCAGAUGCUACAACAUUGACUCAGGCAAGUUUCUUCUGGAUAACUCAAAGCCUUUCCCCCUUUUCAUUAGAAAGCGCUGGUUAUGUUGGAGAUGAUGUUGAGUCUAUAUUAUAUAAACUUCUAGCGGCGGCUGAGUUCAAUGUGCAAGCAGCUCAACAAGGGAUUGUCUACAUUGACGAAGUUGAUAAGAUAACUAAGAAGGCUGAGAGCUUAAACAUCAGCAGAGAUGUAUCCGGUGAAGGUGUUCAACAGGCUUUGUUGAAAAUGUUAGAAGGAACGAUAGUUAACGUUCCGGAGAAGGGAGCAAGGAAGCAUCCUAGAGGGGAUAAUAUACAGAUAGAUACCAAAAAUAUUCUCUUUAUUUGCGGUGGAGCAUUCGUUGAUUUGGAUAAGACUGUUUCAGACAGACGGCAAGAUUCAUCAAUUGGAUUUGGGGCCCCUGUUCGAGCUAAUAUGAGAACUGGAGGUGGAGUAACCAAUGCUGCUGUUACUUCGUCCUUGCUUGAAUCUGUUGAGAGUGGUGAUCUCAUUGCCUAUGGUCUAAUACCAGAAUUCAUUGGACGCUUUCCUAUAUUAGUUAGUUUGAUAGCUCUAACGGAAGAGCAGCUUGUGCGGGUGCUCACAGAGCCAAGAAAUGCUCUCGGAAAGCAGUAUAAGAAGUUAUUUGGCAUGAACAAGGUCAAGCUGCACUUCACAGAAAAGGCACUCGGACUAAUAGCCAGAAAAGCAAUGGCUAAGAACACUGGGGCAAGGGGUUUGAGAGCCAUAUUGGAAAGUCUUCUUAUUGAACCAAUGUAUGAGAUUCCAGACGAUGAACCGGGAAGUAACAGGGUGGUUGCAGUUGUGGUUGAUGAGGAGUCUGUGGGAUCCGAAAACACCAUUGGUUGCGGAGGCAAGAUUCUUCGUGGGGAUGGUGUGUUGGAGCGGUGGCUUGAAGAAUACAAGUUGAAGGAUUCUCUGGACAAUGGCGAAGCAGUAGAUGCAGAGCUGCAGGAUGUAGAGUCAGAGGUGUCAACAAGAGCCAUGAGCAUGUGAGGAACAUAAACAACCCUACAGAGUCGGCAGGCAGGCAGGCAUGUAUUUAUUCAGCACCAGAUUAUUUGUAAAAUGGGGUGGGUGGUUUAUUUGUAAAAAGACGAAGAAAAAAAGAUGCAGAAGAAAUUGCAGUUCAUAAUUGAGAAUGUAAUUACUAUCCCUAACCUAUAAACCUAACAGCAUAGCAUAGUGUGGGAUAAAGAUUUUAGGAGCAGGGUAGUUAACACAAUAAGAUCCACCUUUUAAUGUUGUACCAUAAACACUUCACUACUUACAAGUUGCAUUUCCUGAAUGAAGAUUUUUGCAGCACAAUUUUUUGAUACUGAGUUUUACAGCUUGGGAAAUAGGUUCAAGGG
Molecule: messenger RNA, 2825 nt
Organism: Linum tenue
Lineage: Eukaryota; Viridiplantae; Streptophyta; Magnoliopsida; Malpighiales; Linaceae
Source: the annotation of a GenBank genome assembly